GCCCCCGCUCCUCCCACACAGACGCAGAGAGGCAGAAGGACAACGAAGAAGAGUGACGCUGCGGCGGUUUGCGGCGUGGGCGCCCCUUCCCGCCGGUGCCGGCUGCUGGCGGCGCCACUCGCGGCGGCCGCCUCCGCCUCUCUCUCCCGCGCCCCCCUCUCUCACUCCCGCGAGCACGUCGUUGUUUUUUCUGCGGCUGCGGGCGCGUCUGACUGCGCGGUGCCGGUUGCGUGCCAAGGCGGCGGCCGAAGUUCCCGGCCGCGAGGCGGCAUCGCCGCGGCGGGGUCUGUUUGGCGCGGCGGCGGGGGGUGCCUGGGCGCGCGAGGAGGGGAGGGGGAGGGGCCGGUUCCGUCGCAGACGCGUUUCCGCGUCGCGGCAGGGCGGGGGCACCGCUGUCGCAGAAAUUGGGGCCGUCGUUGUGCGUGCCGCGCGGGCGGCGCCGAAGAAGCGGAGGAGCCGCGGGGGCCCCUGCGAGAGGGCUGCGGCGACGGAGGCCGGCUCUUUGCGGUCGUGCGCCGGAGGUUGUUGGCGACGGACUCGCGUUCGCACCACCUUCCCGGCCGUGAAAAAACGCGGCGUGCCGAAGGAGCCGCGGCGGCUCCAUCGCCGUUGA
This is a messenger RNA of Trypanosoma conorhini, 613 nucleotides long. RefSeq lists its product as uncharacterized. The record is from RefSeq and is a predicted model, not a curated record. Lineage: Eukaryota; Euglenozoa; Kinetoplastea; Trypanosomatida; Trypanosomatidae. The annotation marks the transcript as partial. The transcript has a single exon.